This is a messenger RNA of Thermothelomyces thermophilus ATCC 42464, 1290 nucleotides long. RefSeq lists its product as uncharacterized. The coding region runs from base 1 to 1290 and encodes 429 amino acids. The record is from RefSeq and is a predicted model, not a curated record. Lineage: Eukaryota; Fungi; Ascomycota; Sordariomycetes; Sordariales; Chaetomiaceae. The transcript is spliced from 2 exons.
AUGCCUCGCCCGAAACGGUCGCGCGUUGGUGCGACGCGCCCGACGAGAGCCCCCUCUCCAGCACCCGAUGGUCAAGCCGCGGAAAAGGCGCCCACGGUUGCGCCAGCCGAAGUUCCGGGAAGCGAUAUCUAUGAUGUUAGCGACCGCGAGAAGGAGCGCAUAAACCAACGAGUCGCCCAAGCCGCCAAGGCUGGCUCGCAUUCCCGUCGCACCCGCGCCUCUGAGCAUCUGAAUCUGAAUUCGGAACAGGCGAAGGCGUUGGAGGACUCAAGACGUAGGCGCGACGACGCCAUGGACAGGCUGGACGACCUCACCUCAACGUCCCGGCCAAACCGCUCCGACAGCCCAGAUAUAGAACACAGUCGAAGGGAGUCGGUGUCUGAGCCGCAACGUCGGUUGACCGACGCGUCGGGGCUUGAUCUGGACGACGAUAUCUUUGCCAACCUCGACGAUAGCUUGGACGACACGGCAAACUCGUUUGAAGAGACACGAACGGGCUACCGCUCGGCCGACACCUCGUCGAUCAAUGUUGCCAUGUUCAAACGUCGACCUAGGCAGUCGAGCGUCGCGGGAAGGGAUGACGCCCCGAUCCGGCCGAGCAGCAGGGGGCAGAACACGCCGAGCAUCAGCACCACCCUCAAUUUCAGUAAUUUCAAGCGUCGAGCGCGCGAGCCCAGCAUUCUCGGCACGGGACGUAAGCCUCGCAGGGCAAGGUCUCAAUCAGUCGCCUCCCAGGCCUCACGGAACCCCAGCAUUACCACGGCCGAUUUGACAUCGCUCCUCCCUCGCCGCCGGCACAAGGAAUCAAACCGCAGGACUGGCGGCGACGAUCCGUUCGACCCGGACGCGUCGGACGACGACCGCUACGUCGCGGCAAGCAACGGCGAGGACGACGUCUCGUACGUCGACUCGCGGGCCGCGGCGCGGAGGAGGAAGGGCCAGAUGGCUCUCGGCCGGUCGACCGCCAACCGCAGGGCGGCGAAGGCGGCCACCAAACCCGGCAACGCCGGCGGCAAGGGGCGCGCCAUCAGGACGUACGGGGCGGCGAACGAGGACAAGGAGAACGAGGAGAUCCAGGACGAGAUCGUGGUUGCGAGCGGGGACGAACAUGGCGGUGGGGAGGACGAGCAGGACGACGCGCUCCCCGAGGAGGAGACGACCCGGAUGAUGGCGGAGCGGCUUGGCGAGGAGCUGCAAAAAGCGGCAAAGAAGUUCAAGGAGGUAGAUAAGUGGGAGCUCUCGUUCGAGGAGGUCACGCAUAGUUCAUCGCCUGGGCCGGAUGCUCGGUGA